ACCACUAGGUGUCAUGGCUGAGUUCAAAUUGAUGGUGACGCAAGGCUCGGCAAAGCAGAGGAAGAGACGGCAGAUACCGCACCUUCGACCAAGGUAAAGCAUGGCAAUGACUGGCCAGAGCUCGUGCUCCUCCAUGAGUAACCACACCAAGGAGCGGGUCACAAUGGCCAAAGUGACCCUGGAGAACUUUUACAGUAACCUCAUCGCCCAGCACGAGGAGAGAGAGAUGAGGCAGCAGAAGCUGGAGAAAGUGAUGGAUCAGGAGGGUUUGGCUGAUGAAGAGAAACGUAUGCGUCGUUCUCAACACGCAAGGAAAGAGACAGAGUUCCUGCGCCUGAAACGCACUCGACUGGGUCUGGAGGACUUUGAGUCCCUGAAGGUGAUUGGCCGGGGAGCUUUUGGAGAGGUUCGUCUGGUGCAGAAGAAAGACACUGGUCACGUCUACGCCAUGAAGAUCCUUCGCAAAGCCGACAUGCUGGAGAAAGAACAGGUUGGUCAUAUCCGAGCUGAGCGGGACAUUCUGGUAGAGGCAGAUAGCCUGUGGGUGGUCAAAAUGUUCUACAGCUUCCAGGAUAAGAUGAACCUCUACCUCAUCAUGGAGUUCCUGCCUGGAGGAGACAUGAUGACCCUGCUGAUGAAGAAGGACACGCUAACAGAAGAGGCUACUCAGUUCUACAUAGCAGAGACGGUGCUGGCCAUCGACUCCAUUCACCAGCUGGGCUUCAUUCACAGAGACAUCAAACCAGACAACCUGCUGCUGGACUCCAGGGGUCAUGUGAAGCUGUCUGACUUUGGUCUGUGCACAGGGCUGAAGAGGGCUCACCGUACUGAGUUCUACAAGAACCUGAACCACAGCCUGCCCAGUGACCUCAGUAAGCAAACCUUCCAGAACAUGAACUCCAAGAGGAAAGCAGAGACCUGGAAGAGGAACAGGAGGCAGCUGGCUUUCUCCACAGUGGGAACUCCAGACUACAUCGCUCCAGAGGUCUUCAUGCAAAAUGGAUACAACAAGCUCUGCGAUUGGUGGAGCCUGGGUGUCAUCAUGUAUGAGAUGCUGAUAGGUUACCCUCCGUUCUGCUCAGAGACGCCUCAGGAGACGUACAGGAAAGUGAUGAACUGGCGGGAGACGCUGACCUUUCCUCCAGAAGUGCCUAUAUCAGAGAAGGCCAAAGACCUCAUCCUCAGGUUCUGCUGUGAGGAGGAGCACAGGAUCGGUGCUGUAGGUGUGGAGGAGAUCAAGUCCAAUCCUUUCUUUGAGGGGGUGGACUACGACCAUAUCAGAGAGAGACCUGCUGCCAUUCCCAUAGAGAUCAAAAGCAUUGACGACACCUCAAACUUUGAUGAGUUCCCUGAUUCAGAUAUCCUCACACCAACAGUUGCCCCGGUGUCUAACCAGACCGAGGUCGACCUGAAGAACAAGGACUGGGUCUUCAUCAACUACACCUACAAACGCUUCGAAGGCCUGACCGCUCGAGGAGCGAUACCGUCCUACAUGAAGUCAGGCAAGAGAUGAACACCUUCAGUCAGGCUUUUAUAACCAACACCACCAUGAAACCUGAAUGAGUCGUCCAACCCCCUGUUGUCUGAGGAACUUCAGCCCUGAAAGGAGAACUCUGUCGGUUCUCUGUUACCUGAGUGACAAGGAUUCUUGUCACACAGGACUCUGCAAAUAAUAAAGGGGCUCCAUUUCGUCCGUUGCUUUCCACCAUAGGAACUGCUGCCUUCAUUUCUGCAGGUCUUCACUUUUUCUGGCGCUUCUGAGGGUACCUUUCUACUUCCUACUCACAUGUGAAGACUGAACUGGGAUUCCAGAGAUUGUGAUUCUCUCCACUUCCCUUUUCCACCAGUGGAUGCAGUGGGAUGUCUUUAGUCCUUAUACCAGCACCAUUUACAUUCCCUGUCUAUAAACCAGCAUCAGUCUGUUGGACCUACCAAGGGCUCUUCUCCUUCCAAACCAGGGCAUCCACUGCAUUUACCGUUUCAUGUUGACUUAUCAACUCAAACAUUGCAUUAAGUCGCCACUUUCCACAGUGAAUCAGGUGCUCUUCAGGGAUUCUGUCCAAAUGUUUCUUGUCAUUUUCCUACAAGAGCUCACUAUGAGGCUUCUCUAAAGUGCUGCUGGCUUCUUCACAUGACCUAACCAAAGACUGAACUGAAUGAUGUUUCUGCUUGAUCUCUGUCACGUCACAUAACUUAGAAUUGUAGUUUUAUAGAUUGAUAUUUGCAAGAUUUGCUUGUUGAAAAGCGUAAAUAUAUGAGAAUGGUGCAUUUUGUUGAGUGUUGUUACAUUUUCACAAUGACCCACCUACGUUCAGAUACAUUUAGCACCUUAUAUGAUGUUUAAUCCAACUCCAGUACAGUCAGGCCUACAGCUCAGUAGUUUGUGCGUUUGGACUGGAAAAGUAUACUUGUGGCCACACGAGUUUGACAGGGAAGUGAAGGCGCUAUCUCAAAGCCGAAGUCACCAUUACCCCACAAAUGUCUACAUUUGAUUAUUUAAAUGCCAAGAACAUGUUGCACACUCAGACUUUUAGUGUCAUAAGGGUGGGAAAUCUGAAGAUCAUCAUUAGAGUUGUUCUGAUACAGAUACUAAAAUCAUAAAUUCCCUUGACACUGCCUAAAAUAUCUGGUAUCAGUGAGUACGCAUGUCUGUGCACUGAUCAGAUACCACUUAUUUUAUCUGCCCCAAAACAGGACCUUCUACUCCCACGGGUGCCCCAUUUGCAUUUUUAAGUCAUGACCCGCCCUACUGGGUUUAACCUGGGUCAGUCCAUGCAACAGUGGUCGCAGUCAUACAGGCUUAGUAGUAUACGCUUGUUAAAAAAUAAGAUACUAUGUAUCUCAUUUUUAAUGCACAUGUAUCGGAAGAGUUCUUGGUAUCAACGGGAAAUAAUUGUAUCAGAACAGCUCUAAUCAGCAUGAAACAGUACGUCUUCCCAUCGAAACUUCAACUAAUGCAAUUGAAAUGUUUUAAGUCCCGCCCCUUUUUGGUCUGUGCUCCAAUAACAGAUCUCAGUCUGAACUUUGUCCUUUCCUGGACUGAGAUAUGCUAUGUGCUAGAGACAUCUAUGUUGAAAAGACAAGCACAUUUUGGAGAUGGUUAAAAGAUAAAAGCGACACUUACCGGUGUAAAUAGUCGCAUCUUAAGUUAGCUAAUGUCAGCAAAACUCUAGCUAACUACCGAUUGAUGAAAAGAACUUGUUUUUCUUACAUAGCUAGCUAGUUAGCUAGCAUUUUGGUAACAAUUAGCUUUCAGACUAGCUAACGAUUGAUGCAGAUUAGCUAGCUAGUUGUGACUAUAUCGCUUUUAUCUUUUAACCAUCUUCAAAAUAUGCUCGUCUUUUCAACAUAGAUUAGCCUAGCACAUAGCAUAUCUGGAAAAGAAAAAAGUGACUAAGGUUCUGACUGAGGCUUUCUCAACUGUCAUUGGAUCACAGAGUAAAAAGAGGCGGGACUUAGGAUGGGUCAAUUCUUGUAGACUGAUCAGCCUAUUAAAUAGUCUACAUAAUAGAUGGAUUACUGCAGUAAUGAUGUACUGCUGAAACCAAACUGCAACCUACAAGUCAGCCCAUUCAACUCAUUGGCUCUCAGAAUCUCACUGUUUAGCUUGUUGUAUUAUUGUAAUGCAGCAGAACAACCUUGAGUAGAAAAUGGUUCAUCUAAAUUACCCAGAGUAACGGGGACUCUGUCUCUGGAAGGAUGCGUUGCAGUUGAGUUGUUUCAGAUUUCAGAGUGUUAAGGAGACUCUCACACAUGUAUAGCCUUGUGGGAAUAAAAGAUGUUGUGCUCACAUGUUCUGGACAUGUAGAUAAAACUGUGCUGUAAACGGUGUGGGAAUUUACCGCUGUCACUGCUCUGCCUUCAGGCCUUUGCUCCAGUUCUGUUGCAGUUUCUUGUUUAGAUCGCCACCUCUGCUUCGGGUAUUGUAUUCACAAGACAUUGGAUUGGUUUGGUUGAUGAACUUUAUGAGAAGUUAUUUUUUUAAAGUAUAUUUUGAUGUGUAAUAGUGUGGUGGUUGAUUUCUGAGGUCAGGAUGUUUGAAGUUGAUAUCAGCUGGAGGGAAACUUAUAGCAUUGCUUUUGUCAGGUGUGUGUGUGGGUGUGGGUGUGUGUGUGUAUGUAUGUAUAUAUUUUUUUUGUGUAUGGUUUUUGGUUUGGUAUGUUCUGUUUUGUUUCAAGAGACACUUAACAUCUUACAGAAUAACUCCACAAUGCAGCAGAGCUUGUCCUCUGAACAAGUCCAGUGUGGAGUUACUUUUAUAAAUUUAAAAGCACAGGGCUAAACAUCUUCCAGUGAACACAAUAUCCAAAAUGCUGUCAUUUCUAAUGAAUGUAAAUGUUUUAUGGAGUCACAGAGAAAAUAAUUUUUUGCCACAAUAAUUCCAAAAUGCUGUUCGUGUGAAUGUCGCCUGGACCAUGCAAGUUUGUUAAUUUUUAAUCGUCCUGGCACGAGGUAUAACUGUGGAAGCCCAUUUCCCUCAGAAACGAUAAAGAAAGAGCGAAGUAAGAUUGAAAAUUGGAACACGGUACCAAAGUGAGUUUUAAUUAUGUUGACUCAGAAUUUGGAUUUAUUUAUUGGAGUUUUUACUUAAAUUUUUAAAGUCAAAUUGUAUGUUGUCAUUUUGGUUUAAAAAAAUUUCUUAUGUUUGGUAAUCUUGUCUUACUAUGCCAUACUAAAAUUUGGAUGUAUGUCAUUAAUAUUGACCAGCCAACUCAAAACAUAUGGUAAGACCAUAUUUUGAGAUUUGAGGUCGAAAUUGACAUUAUUGUACAAUUACGACUUCAAGUUUCACUUAAAAGUAACUUAGUAUUUUUUAAUUACAACUUAAAAAAGCAUCUCCUAUCUUUAACAUUUUUUUUUCUGGCAGGAAUGGGCUUCCAUCCAUAUAUAUAUAUAUAUAUAUAUAUAUAUAUAUAUAUAUAGUCUGAAAGUUUUUCCUAUUGUCUGUAAUAUAAAACUUAGUGCAUUCAGGUAGUGUGUAGAUGAAGUAACACAUUUUAUAAAAGCACGCGGUGGAGCUUUUUUUUUCUAUGGCAGGGGUCACCAUUUUAAACACACUGUCUGUUAUUGGAAUGCUUAGGCUUGGCAUGCUUUUACCAAACUGCAGAUGAGUCAGCUUAAAGCAAUAGAAUACAUGGAAUGACUUGUUGAUAAUGCCACUUUGUGUGAGUGUGUGUGAGUGAGAGAGUGAGAGAGAGGUAUGCUUCAGACUGUGGGUGAGGAUGUGAUCAUGCUCAGUAAAAACAAUGCAAUGUUGGAUUGCUUGAAGGCCUGUAUGUUUUCUACAAGAGGGUCAGAUGUGUGUGUGUGCUCUGCUUGUGUCAUCAUGUACCACAUGUGAUCUGAGAGUGAGAAGUGAGGGGUUCUGGGAAGGUGGGUGUACAUUAUUUAAACCACUGUUCUCUUUGUAGCGUGUGGCUGUUGUAUUGUUCUCUGCUAUUUGACAAUGAAUUACUCUGCACUUAC
Dicentrarchus labrax (European seabass) is the source of this 5466-nucleotide messenger RNA. It is a transcript of the gene stk38a, whose product is annotated as serine/threonine kinase 38a. Lineage: Eukaryota; Metazoa; Chordata; Actinopteri; Moronidae. Gene Ontology annotation, biological process: peptidyl-serine phosphorylation; intracellular signal transduction. The transcript has 14 exons. The record is from RefSeq and is a predicted model, not a curated record. Gene Ontology annotation, molecular function: ATP binding; protein serine/threonine kinase activity. The coding region runs from base 101 to 1513 and encodes 470 amino acids.